CCACCUCAUGGACAGUUGUACACAUGUAUUAGUUUGAAAUGUUAAGGGAUACAGAAGUGAUAUCUAAAGUGAAUAAAGCAAUAAGUAAUAUUACAGAAUUUUACACACAUGUAAAAUAUAUAAAUAUUGGCUGUAAAUGUUACACAGUUCUGGUCUUGUUCAGCACCACAUAGUUCCAUAAUGUAGGAUCUGCAUUUUAACCCAAAGAGGGAAUGAUGAAGACACCAUCCUCCCUUAUACAGCCAGAGUACUUUUAACAUACCAAAAAUCUAUUCUAUUAAAAAAAAUUAUAAAUCUUUACUUUUACCUAUUUUUUAUGUGUAUCUGAUUUUUAUGUUGGCCUAAAUAAAUUCAUAAGAGUGUGAAUCGACUCAUUUGUCAGGUGAAUCUAAUUUCUGUAAGUAUCAGUAGAUAAUUAAAUCACUUUUAUAACAUCAGGCAGAAAAUGCAAAGAUGAAAAAAAAGAUGACAUAGCUGCAGGGAAAGAUAAUGGCUUCCAGAUCUUUCUCAGAGGAGGAUUUCUCCUGUCCUGUUUGCUAUGACAUUUUCAAGGAUCCUGUUCUUCUGCUCUGUAGCCACAGUGUGUGUAAAGAGUGUCUGAAUAAGUUCUGGGAGAUCAAAAGAUCCAGAGCAUGUCCAGUUUGUAGGAGAAGAUCUUCAAUGGAAUAUCCUCCACCAAACCUUGUUUUAAAGAACCUGUGUGAGACCUUCUUACAGGAGAGAAUUCAGAGAUCUUCAGCAGGAUCUGAAACACUCUGCAGUCUGCACAGUGAAAAACUCAGACUCUACUGUCUGGAGGAUCAGCAGCUUGUGUGUUUGGUGUGUCGAGAUUCGAAAAUACACACCAACCACAAAUUUCUCCCCCUUCAGGAAGCAGCACUGGACUGUAAGGAGGAACUCAGAACUACUCUGAAGUCCCUAAAGGAGAAACUGGAGAUCUUUAAAGAGUGUAAACUGAACUGGGAUCAGACUGCAGAACACAUAAAGGCUCAGGCCAGACACACAGAGAAGCAAAUUAAAAAGGACUUUGAGAAGCUUCACCAGUUCCUACGAGAUGAAGAGGCUGUCCGCAUAGCUGCACUGAGAAAGGAAGAGGAGCAGAAGAGUCAGAUGAUGAAGGAAAUGAUUGAAAAGAUGAGCAAAGAGAUAUCAACACUUUCAGACACAAUCAGAGGCAUAGAGGAGGAGAUGGGAGCUGAAGAUGUUUUAAUCCUGCAAAAGGACAAGUCCACAGUGAAAAGAACUCAGUGUACACUGCAGGAUCCAGAGAGGCCUUCAGGAGCUCUGCUCAAUGUGGGGAAACAUCUGGCCAACCUGAAGUUCACAGUCUGGAAGAAGAUGCAGGAGGUUGUUCAGUUUACUCCUGUUACUCUGGACCCCAACACUGCUCAUCCUGAACUCAUCCUCUCUGAUGACCUGACCAGUAUGAGAUUCACUUCUGAGAAACAGCAGCUUCCUGAUAAUCCAGAGAGAUUUGAUACUUUCUGUGUUGUGGGUUCUGAGGGCUUUAACUCAGGGACACGCUGCUGGGAUGUUGAAGUUGGUGACAAUAUGGACUGGUUACUGGGAGUGAUGGCAGAAUCUGCUGAGAGGAAGGGGGAUAUAACAUCCAGGAGUGGAGUGUGGUUUGUGUGGUACAACAGUGGGACAUAUAAAGCCCGUUCUGCACCACAGGCAGCCGCUCUGUUCUCAGUAUCACAGAAAGUGCAGAGGGUCAGAGUUCAGCUGGACUGGGUCGGAGGAAAACUCUCAUUUUCUGAUUCUCUCACCAACACACACUUACACACCAUCACACACACAUUCACUGAGAGAGUGUUUGCAUUGUUUUGUACUUAUACCAACUGUCCUCUUUCUAUCAGUCCAGUUAAGUUGAGUAUAUCAGUGGAUCAGUGAUUUUGUUGAGUAAGAGUUGAUUCUAUGUGUGUGUGUGUGAAUUAACACAAAAAAUAUGUAUUUG
This is a messenger RNA of Astyanax mexicanus (Mexican tetra), 1957 nucleotides long. RefSeq names its product zinc-binding protein A33. The record is from RefSeq and is a predicted model, not a curated record. NCBI's taxonomy places the organism in Eukaryota, Metazoa, Chordata, Actinopteri, Characiformes, Acestrorhamphidae. Gene Ontology annotation, molecular function: zinc ion binding; protein binding. The coding region runs from base 490 to 1893 and encodes 467 amino acids. The transcript has 6 exons.